Cladophialophora yegresii CBS 114405 is the source of this 660-nucleotide messenger RNA. RefSeq names its product Ras-like protein. The record is from RefSeq and is a predicted model, not a curated record. The transcript has 2 exons. Gene Ontology annotation, molecular function: GDP binding; GTP binding; GTPase activity. Bases 1 to 660 code for a protein of 219 amino acids. Gene Ontology annotation, cellular component: plasma membrane. Gene Ontology annotation, biological process: signal transduction. Lineage: Eukaryota; Fungi; Ascomycota; Eurotiomycetes; Chaetothyriales; Herpotrichiellaceae.
AUGGCCCAACUAACGCAAAAGCCGCUCCAGUUCCUGCGCGAAUACAAGCUCGUGGUUGUAGGAGGAGGUGGCGUGGGAAAGUCAUGCUUGACCAUCCAACUCAUCCAAAGCCACUUCGUUGAUGAAUACGACCCCACAAUUGAAGAUUCAUACCGCAAGCAAUGCAUUAUCGACGACGAAACCGCGCUUCUCGAUGUCCUUGAUACGGCUGGCCAAGAAGAAUACUCGGCGAUGAGAGAGCAAUAUAUGAGGACAGGCGAAGGAUUUUUACUAGUCUAUUCGAUAACCUCUCGGCAGUCUUUCGAAGAGAUCAUGACUUUCCAGCAACAGAUUCUACGGGUCAAGGACAAAGAUUACUUUCCCAUCAUCCUUGUUGGUAACAAAUGUGAUCUAGAGGGAGAAAGAGUGGUGUCGAAAGAGGAGGGAGCUCAGGCGGCCCAACAAUUCGGGUGCAAGUUUAUCGAGACAUCUGCGAAGUCACGAAUAAACGUCGACAACGCUUUCUACGAUCUCGUUAGGGAGAUCCGAAGGUACAACAGGGAGAUGUCGGGACACUCUGGUGGUGCGCCCCCCCUGGGCUCCUACGGCCAUGGUUCGAAGCCGGAGACGGACAAUCAAGACGAGAGCGCAGGCUGUUGCAGCCGGUGUGUGGUUAUGUAA